This is a messenger RNA of Cantharellus anzutake, 1430 nucleotides long. RefSeq lists its product as uncharacterized. The transcript has 4 exons. NCBI's taxonomy places the organism in Eukaryota, Fungi, Basidiomycota, Agaricomycetes, Cantharellales, Hydnaceae. The record is from RefSeq and is a predicted model, not a curated record. The coding region runs from base 164 to 1111 and encodes 315 amino acids.
CUAAAAGCCAGUCUAAGUUGGCCUCAGUACAGCCACCAAGCCGAAGGGGUUGGGAUCGAGAGUUUUGCACUCCUCCCUCUCCUCCCUUUGCCGCUAUUACUCCGCUCAGUAUUCAUCAUUGUAACCCUUUCCUAUUACUGUUCUCACCUCUCCGAGCUUCGCCAUGCGGCCUCCCUCGUCCUCUGAGCAAUCGACAAUUAUUCAGGUCUGUGAGCUCCAUGAAAAAGAACAUCGCCUUCGCCCCUACUACCAUCGUUGCGUAGUUCUGGGAUCGUGGUUCAUCAAGUAUGGCGGCCAUGCAGAUCUGGAGUUGGAAUACAAGACGCAAAGUUAUCUCUGGAGCAUGGCGGAUGGCCAUCAGGAGGCACUUCGCAUUCCCCAGGUCCUAGCCUACUUUUCCCCUAAGAAACAGUGGGCAUACUUGGUCACCGAGCGCAUCGAUCCCAUUUUGCCUGCCAAUACUUCCCCUCAAGCCGUCGCCACAGCUAUAGAAUGGCUCUGUUCUGUCCCUCCCCCCUCUGGCCUCACACUCGGCUCAGUUGGAGGUGGCGGCGCCCGCCAUAAACUCUUCAAGGACUUCGAGGCGCCGCUAUCCUUCUCGAGUUCGGAAACUCUGCAGAACUACAUGAACUUGGCACUUCAAAAUAUUCAUUCAGGAGACCGACCAGCAUAUAUGAAUCUUCUCAAUGACCGGCUCAUCUUCACCCAGUCCGACAUGGACGAGAGCAAUUUCGCCCUCGAUGAACACCAAAGGGUCUGCAUGUUUGAUUUUCGAGACGUCGGAGUGCUGCCAGAGUCCUUCGCCAGCUAUACGCUAGGUGACAGUGCCAAUCCCUUUAUAAAAAGCGUAGCCAAGCACUUGGAUUGGGUCAACGAUCACAACAGGAAAUCCAUGGCAAGAGCUGGCGUAAUUUUGCAGACAUUGGGUGAUGCGACUUUCGGUCUUACUUCCAGAAGUUAUACCUGGACUCUAGACUAUUUUAACGUUAGUAUACUAAGCCGCCCCCUUCGAACGUUCAAAAUCAACACUCUUAUAAUAUUACGUUAUAUGUACCCUCUGGUCAACUUCCUUCUCGCUCCCUUCUGCAUCCUGGAGGCCUCCUUGCUGUAGAUUUGGUUGUGGGUUGGUGCCAAACCAAUGCCAAACAUGCCAUGGUUUCGGUUCUUCCGCUUUCAAGUUGGGAAUCCUCGUAUGUCCGAAGAGCUCAUGAAGGAUGCUCUGGUGCUUUGUGUGGGCACAUUGACGCCUUGUGGGGAGAUUCAACUCAAAUUCAUUCCGAGAUAAUAUGCAUGGACAAAUGUCAGUUCCUUGAAGACUAGAGACUAAUAGGCAUUAAUUAUGUCCAUCACGUCCUCUUCUUCUUACACAGAUUUGGAGAUACAUAUUCUCUGGUAUUUAGGAAGGCACAGGCAUAGCUCGAUCUACACCA